GCCAAGCUCCAGUGAUGGUAGCUGGAGGAGAUGUAAGCACUACAGACCCGGAGCCCUGAGAGCACCCCCACCUUGAGGGAUCCAGGUCUAGGGCAGGUCUGCGGAGAAUCUGGCCGCUGGAAGAGGUCUUCAAUGUCAUUUAGUUCAACCUCCCACCUCUUCAGAUCUUUCCAGAGCCCACCUGAGGGCAUCCAACUCUUCUCGGGCACAUCAAGGCAGAGCCACCCGAGGGCCAGCACUGGGGCAGCAGAACUCUUCCGAGGGCUUGACAUCAAGAUCUAUGUGUAAGCUUUAACUCUUGCUCACGAAGACCACAGUAACUCCGUCUCUGAAGGCCAGCAGCCCCCCCCAGAGCCCUCGAAGCCCAGACUGCCUCCUACUGCCCAGCUGCCAGCCAUGCCCUCCAGCGGCCCCGGGGACACCAGCAGCUCCGCUCUGGAGCGGGAGGAUGAUCGGAAGGAAGGAGAGGAACAGGAGGAGAAUCGUGGCAAAGAGGAGCGCCAGGAGCCCAGCACCACGGCCCGGAAGGUGGGGAGGCCUGGCCGGAAGCGCAAGCACCCACCGGUGGAAACCAGUGACACCCCCAAGGACCCCGCAGUGACCAGCAAGUCUCAGCCCAUGGCCCAGGACUCUGGCUCCUCAGAUCUGUUACCCAAUGGAGACUUGGAAAAGCGGAGUGAACCCCAGCCUGAGGAGGGGAGCCCGGCCGCAGGGCAGAAGGGUGGGGCCCCAGCUGAAGGAGAGGGAACGGAGACCCCGCCGGAAUCCUCCCGAGCCGUGGAGAAUGGCUGCUGUACCACCAAGGAAGGCCGCGGAGCCUCUGCGGAAGAGGGCAAAGAACAGAAGCAGACCAACAUCGAAUCCAUGAAAAUGGAGGGAUCCCGGGGACGGCUGCGGGGUGGUCUGGGCUGGGAGUCCAGCCUCCGUCAGCGGCCCAUGCCAAGACUCACCUUCCAGGCAGGGGACCCCUACUACAUCAGCAAACGGAAACGGGACGAGUGGCUGGCACGUUGGAAAAGGGAGGCUGAGAAGAAAGCCAAGGUCAUUGCAGUAAUGAAUGCGGUGGAAGAAAACCAGGCCUCUGGAGAGCCUCAGAAGGUAGAGGAGGCUAGCCCUCCCGCUGUGCAGCAGCCCACCGACCCUGCGUCCCCUACUGUGGCCACCACCCCUGAGCCAGUGGGGGCUGAUGCUGGGGACAAGAAUGCCACCAAAGCAGCCGACGAUGAGCCCGAGUAUGAGGACGGCCGUGGCUUUGGCAUUGGAGAGCUGGUGUGGGGGAAGCUCCGGGGCUUCUCCUGGUGGCCAGGCCGGAUCGUGUCUUGGUGGAUGACAGGCCGGAGCCGGGCCGCUGAAGGCACUCGCUGGGUCAUGUGGUUCGGAGAUGGCAAGUUCUCGGUGGUGUGCGUCGAGAAGCUCAUGCCCCUGAGCUCCUUCUGCAGCGCCUUCCACCAGGCCACCUACAACAAGCAGCCCAUGUACCGCAAAGCCAUCUACGAAGUCCUCCAGGUGGCCAGCAGCCGUGCUGGGAAGCUGUUUCCAGCCUGCCACGACAGUGACGAAAGCGACACCGGGAAGGCGGUGGAGGUGCAGAACAAGCAGAUGAUCGAAUGGGCCCUCGGGGGCUUCCAGCCCUCGGGUCCCAAGGGCCUGGAGCCACCGGAAGAGGAGAAGAAUCCAUACAAGGAGGUCUACACGGACAUGUGGGUUGAGCCCGAGGCGGCUGCCUAUGCCCCACCCCCACCAGCCAAGAAACCCAGAAAGAGCACAGCAGAAAAGCCUAAGGUCAAGGAGAUCAUCGACGAGCGCACAAGAGAGCGGCUGGUGUAUGAGGUGCGGCAGAAGUGUCGGAACAUCGAGGACAUUUGUAUCUCAUGUGGAAGCCUCAACGUCACCCUGGAGCACCCACUCUUCACUGGUGGAAUGUGCCAGAACUGUAAGAACUGCUUCUUGGAGUGCGCCUACCAGUAUGACGAUGAUGGGUACCAAUCAUACUGCACCAUCUGCUGUGGGGGGCGUGAAGUGCUCAUGUGUGGGAACAAUAACUGCUGCAGGUGCUUUUGUGUCGAGUGUGUGGAUCUCCUGGUGGGGCCAGGAGCUGCCCAAGCGGCCAUCAAGGAAGACCCCUGGAACUGCUAUAUGUGUGGGCACAAGGGCACCUAUGGACUGCUGCGGAGACGGGAAGACUGGCCUUCCAGGCUCCAGAUGUUCUUUGCCAAUAACCAUGACCAGGAAUUUGAUCCCCCAAAGGUUUACCCACCUGUUCCGGCUGAGAAGAGGAAGCCUAUCCGGGUGCUAUCUCUCUUUGAUGGAAUUGCUACAGGGCUCCUGGUGCUAAAGGACCUGGGCAUCCAAGUGGACCGCUACAUCGCUUCAGAGGUGUGUGAGGACUCCAUCACUGUGGGCAUGGUGCGGCACCAAGGAAAGAUCAUGUACGUCGGGGACGUCCGCAGCGUCACACAGAAGCAUAUCCAGGAGUGGGGCCCAUUCGAUCUGGUGAUUGGGGGCAGUCCCUGCAAUGACCUCUCCAUCGUCAACCCUGCCCGGAAGGGACUUUACGAGGGUACCGGCCGGCUCUUCUUUGAGUUCUACCGCCUCCUCCAUGAUGCGCGGCCCAAGGAGGGAGAUGACCGCCCCUUCUUCUGGCUCUUUGAGAACGUGGUGGCCAUGGGCGUGAGCGACAAGAGGGACAUCUCACGAUUUCUUGAGUCCAACCCCGUGAUGAUUGACGCCAAAGAAGUGUCUGCUGCACACAGGGCCCGUUACUUCUGGGGUAACCUUCCUGGCAUGAACAGGCCAUUGGCAUCCACUGUGAAUGAUAAGCUGGAGCUGCAGGAGUGUCUGGAACACGGCAGAAUAGCCAAGUUCAGCAAAGUGAGGACCAUUACCACCAGGUCAAACUCUAUAAAGCAGGGCAAAGACCAGCAUUUCCCCGUCUUCAUGAAUGAGAAGGAAGACAUCCUCUGGUGCACUGAAAUGGAAAGGGUGUUCGGCUUCCCUGUCCACUACACAGACGUCUCCAACAUGAGCCGCUUGGCGAGGCAGAGACUGCUGGGCCGGUCGUGGAGCGUACCGGUCAUCCGCCAUCUCUUCGCUCCGCUGAAGGAAUAUUUUGCUUGUGUGUAAGGGACGUGGGGGCAAACUGAAGUAGUGAUGAUGAUGAUGAUGAUAACAAAGUUAAAACAAACAAACAAACAACAAAAAAAAAAACCACAAAACACCAAGAACGAGAGGAUGGAGAGAAGUAUCAGCACCCAGAAGAGAAAAAGGAAUUUCAAACAAACAGAGGAGGAAAUGCCGGAGGGCUUGGCCUUGCAAAAGGGUUGGACAUCAUCUCCUGAGUUUUCAAUGUUAAUCUUCAGUCCUAUUUAAAAAGCAAAAUAGGCCCCUCCCCUUCACCCCCUCCUUUUCCGAGGAGGGGAACCUUUUGUUUUCUGCUCUUUUUCAGAGGGGUUUUCUGUUUGUUUGGGUUUUUGUUUCUUGCUGUGACUUAAACAAGAGGGUUAUUAUUACAGCAAAAUCGGUAACAACAGAAAGUAGUGAUACCUUGGACAGGAAAGGGAGAGGGAAAAAUUCUAUAAAAAUUUAUAUAUUGUUUUUUUUUUUUUUUCUAUAUAUCUCUUUGGUUGUCUCUAGCCUGAUCAGAUAGGAGCACAAACAGGAACAGAAUAGAGACCCUCGGGAGGCAGAGUCCCCCUCCCAGCCCCUGAGCAGUCUCCAGAGCACCAUUCCUGGUCAUGCAGAACAGAACCCAACUAGCAGCAGGGCGCUGAGAACACACCAGACACUUUUCUACAGUAUUUCAGGUGCCUACCAUACAGGAAACCUUGAAGAAAACCAGUUUCUAGAAGCCGCUGUUACCUCUUGUUUACAGUUUAUAUAUAUAUGAUAGAUAUGAGAUAUAUAUAUAAAAGGUACUGUUAACUACUGUACAACCUGACUUCAUAAUGGUGCUUUCACAACAGCGAGAUGAGCGAGAACAUCAGCUUCCACCUGGCCUUCUGUGCAAGGGGUUUCAGCCCAGGAUGUGGGGGGGGAGAGGGCAGCUGGAGGACUCGCCUCUGAGGGAGAGGGUAUCAUUUUCCCCUCUUGGUUUUUAACAAGCCAGAGGAGGUACCAUAUCCCCCCUGACCCAUGCCCAGCUUUUCCCUGCCCAAAAGGGGGUCAAGCAGAGGUGGUCUGGACCUGGGGAAGCUGAGUGUGGAAUUUCUCCAGACUCGUGCAAUAAUAACCUUUGAAUAUCAUCUAAAAAAUGACUGCCUCGGGAAGGUGGCAACGAGAAAACUUUUCCCCCCCGAUUUUGAAUUUGUCAGCCACAUUGAAGGCUCCUCAUGGGAUCAGAAAUAAUCCAGAGUGAGGGAAAGUGAUCUGCCAUGAACCCCACCUGGAGCAAAUAAAAAAACAUACAAAAUGUACUGGUGCUUUUUGUCUAAGUUGCCUUUUGUGUGUUCUUUUAUGAGGCCCCCCACCACCACCCCCUCUGCACAAGGCAGCUCUGGUCCUGGAAUGGGAUGUUUUUGCUCAUCUCUACAGACUGCAGUUUCAUACUUGGAAGGCUGAUGACACCUUUAUUAUAAUUAUUCUUAUGGUUCUGGUUAUAAUUGUUUGUUUUGAGAUUUUUCUUUGAGAAAACAGAAACCCAACACCCUUCCCUUUAGGUUUCAAACCAAGGUGCAGGGGGGUGGGGGUGGCAGGUGCUUCUAAGGACCGGUGGCUCUGGUGCCCUGGCUCUCACCCCUCGGGCCAGGUGGGCCACUGGGUAGUACAGCAACAAGCUAAGACGGCCAGGGAGUUCUGAGGCCCACCCUCCGGGCCGGUCACUCUCCUCUUCUUCUUCUUCCCCUCCUCCUGAGUCCGGUGUGUCAGGGCCGGAGGGAGGCCGGGGCAGCCUCUCUCCUCGUGUGUGUGGUUAGAAUGGCGUGUGUUUCUUUUCUAGUGUUUGGUCUGAUAGCCGCGCUCUCACCUUGGGGCAGCGUCACCUGGGGCCCCACGAGCUCGCACUUUGUCCCGCUUCCUACCCAGGGCAGGCAGCCUGGUGUUGGCAGUGGGAAGAGGAGGUGACGUUGGCCCCAGGGUGAGGGCCCGAUUGGGCAGAGCUUGCCUGGAUGGAUGGAGUGUAGAUAUGUGGCAUAUAGAGAUAUAUAUUUUAUAAUGGGAGGGGGGACGGCACCUCCUGGGACCAGCAGGGGCUGGGAGGUGUGCUGUCAAGCACAUGGUCCCAAGACCGCAUCCCUAGAAAGAUGGGGCCUAUGAUAGGCCCCAUAUAAAUAGAUAGGGUCAUGUAUAAGAAGUAUACACCGUGGGGAUCGGAGGGAAUGGGCUCUGUGUUGAGCCCGCGUCCCUCCCACAGACAGCCCCACGCCAGUCAGUCAGUCAGUCCAACACAUGCACAGGAACCUAUUUCUGUCUGGAUGUACACCAGGGAGCUCCUGGCAUGCUUCCUCUCCCCAGGAUCAGGAGGCUGGAGUCGGCCCGAGCCGCUCUUGCACCUCUGUGGCCCUGAUGACAGGUAGACUCGAUCCCGAAGUUGCUAGGUGCUGAAGUCAGGAAGAGGAGGAGGUUCGAUCCAAGCAGGUGCUUCCUCUAGCAGGUCUCUUAUAUACCUUUUGCCCCUGGUGAUGUCAAAGAUUCUUCUGUUAGCAGCCUGUGGUUACUGACCUGCAACUCUAGGCACCAGUCAAGUGAGCCCUCAGCUCCCCCUACCUAUUCUCCCCAACCAAAAUCAAAUUGAAAUCUGACUUGGCCACUGGGCUUCCAUUGGGAAAAGGAAAAAAAUUUAAAAAAAAAAUUUUUUUUGAAAUUAAAAUGGGACAGGAGACCUCACCUUUGGAGUAAUUAGUGAUAAACCAAACAAAGGCCUUGGCUCCCUUGCUCACUCCUCAGGAGUGAACCCAGCCGGUGGCUUGUGGUCCUGCCCACCUCUGCUCAUUUUCUCUUGGAUAGGUUUUUAAGAUGACAGUUUGUUCUUGCUGUGGCAGGUAGUGGCUGCGGGGGGCCGGAGCAUCUGAGAGAGGGGGAUGCUUGCCCCCCUUGGAGUCCCUGUGCUAAAUGUGAUGUCCUCCUUUGCUCCAGCAGGCCUCCAUUCUCAAAUCUCUGGAGUCCACCAGCACCGUGCGGGAGGACUCGGGGGGAGGAGGGCUGCCUUAGGCAGUCCAAGGUGCUCCCUCCCCCUCUAGCCAAUGCCAAGGUCUUUCCAGCUCUUCCUGUCAGGAUGGUCUUCAUCUUCUGCUUCUGCCUACUGCUCACGUGAAGAAGCUAGCCUUUCCCAGGAGCCCAGCACCACCUCAGCUGGGCCUGGUGCUCCCCAACCCCUGGGCUUAGUGUGAGGGUGCAAGAGGAGUCUCAGUGGCGAAGGACGUGGCAUUCUCAAAGAACUGAGUGCAGGCUUCCAGGUGGCUGACCAAUACUGACCUGACAAGUUCCCUAGAACGGAUUCCUCAUGGGGCAUCUGGUGGUUUUCACCGGCUUUCCUUCCAGCCCAGUCUGUGGGCUUGAUCUUGCUGUAGUGUGUAGGUACCAGGUAGCCAUUGACCAUCCCCCCAUCUCUCUCUCUCUCUUUGGGGGUCUUUGGGAAUGUGCCACCUUGGCAAAGCUGUGAUGUCCUUCAUCCACCUCUACCCCAAAUGGAGAGAGCUAGGGUGCUGCGGUAGUUGAGGUGGGCGUUGUGGGAAGUUUAUGCAGUGCACCUAGGAGCUCACUGUAGAUGGAGCGGAGGCUGGCGUCAGGUCCUGGGAAGAUCCCCAGAGGGGUUCCCUGUGGGGUUUCCUUUCCAAAGAAAAGGCUUGUUUUUCCCUGGAGACUAAGGUGCUAGAGUAACAGCCUGCUUUCUGCAGGUGCCAUGUGAAGCCUUGUGCCAAAGAUCUGUGGCCCUUGCCCAGGGGAGGUAGCCGGUGCUAGCCAGGGUCACGGAACCAAGGCCUCCUGCGGAGGCGCACAUGCCAGCGGGGUCCCAAGCUGGUGCUAAUCCCUCCCCAUAGGACCCAGUAAGCCUGGGGGCCUGUAGUAGGCUGUUUUUCUGCUGUUGAAGACCCGAUUUGAAAGCAAAAGUCCCCUAAAGAGCCUCCUGGACCUCUUCACUUGGGCAGCAGGGCUGUGUGUGGCGGCAGGUAGAGAGACUGCAGGUAAAGAUUGCUGUAGCUUUUGGCAAAUGACGAGUGUGGAUUUGGGAGCAACCGGUAGCAAGGCAGGCCAACAUUGAAAGGGCCUACCAGCCCGGCCGCGUCUCUGUUAUGGAGAUGCUCUGGUCAUCCCUCACGUGCUGCGUCCAGGGUAAAGCAUCUGGUUUAGGAGUUGGGGAGAGUUAAGCUGAGCCACUUUGAAAGAAUAUGCUUACAGGAAAACUAUAGAUUGUUGGUUUCUAUAUCUUUUUUACUACGCAGUGUGUCCGGAGAGGAAAAGUGAGUUCCCAGCCCUGUGGAGAUGGGCACUGAGCUUUUAUGGCACUACACGGCCUUCAGGAACUGUCACUGUAGGGGCCUGGGCCCUGUGGCCAGCCGAGCCGAGUUUCCAAGCAGGCCCAUGUUCAGAUCUGAGUUUGGCCCUUGACUACUCGCAAUGCUCGUGAUGAGGUGGGGGCACUGAGGUGCCCCGCGUGGCAAGGAACAGCUGGCAGCCUCUCCCCCGCUAUAACGGCAAAGGUGGUGUUGCUGAGUGAUGAGGUGGAGUUAGAAUGGCCCUGUUGACCCUUUCCCAGCCAGUCAGUGUCAACACAAAAGAGCAGCAGUGCUGGGUCAGGGGACCCCUAAGGAAAGGGUUGUGGGGGGCGGGUCAUUGUGAGCUCAUGCAUAUGUCUGGUAAGAAAGCUGAGAUCUUUGGGGAGUGAGGAUCUUGUUCGUAGGCUUCCAAGACCCAGCUAAGGUGGGAGGCUUUGCUUGGAGGCAAGUCUCUAGCUCCAGGCACUGGAGUUUUGGCAUUGAGACCAAGAAGCAGGCCCAAAGGGAGAGAUAUGGAAGGCCCUUAGCUGGUGGGGACGUGGCAGCUUCUCUAGGGGACCCCAGAAACUCCAGUAACUGGCUCCCCUAUUGGGGUGCGCUCUAUCUGUGGGCUCAUAGAGCGGUCCCCCUAAACCCUGCCCAGCACCUGAACCUGAGGACAUGAGCAGUGGUCUAAAGUCUCGCCUAGUCCCAUUUUACAGACUAAUUUGAUUGCCCAGCCCUAGAAUUCUCUAGAAACAACAACAACAAAAAAAAAAGCUGAAAUUCUUCAGAAUAUGCAGAGGGGAGGGAGAGGUGACUCCACAAGGUGCUAAACACAUUUUAUUAAAAAUAUAUAUUGUUAAAUUAAGUCUGCUGUCUGGACAAUGAUGUUUUGUUUUGUUUUCUUGUAGUGGAGUUUAAAAAGAGACUAUUAUUUUACUCUGAUAUAUUAUUAUUAAAAAAAAAAGGCAUUUUAACUUUGUACUUGAAAACUUAAGUGAGCGAUUUCACGUGUUUUAGCUGAGGCAUCGAAGUAGCAGGGUGCUUACUUGUGGGAAAUCAUGUAUUCAUACUGCAAAAUAAACUCCGUAGCUGAUUUGGUAAUAACGUUUACUGUUACAGGCGACUUCGCUUUGACCCCCCGUGGCAGAGCCCUUGUACUCCACAUUCCACGCAGCUAAAUGCGGGACCUUCCAGAAUCUUUCCCCCCUCGGCCCACUUUUCGGUUCCUCUUCCUCUCUCUCUCUUUUCCUAUUUUUUUUUUCAUUGUUGUUUGUUUGUUUUUUUUUUUUUUCCUGGUCCCAGCAUCCUCCUUUCUACCACUGUAUUUUUUUUUUUUUUUUGGUUAGGGUUGCUUCUCUAUUUAUUGACAAUAAUAAUGUACAUUUCACAGUCUGGUUCUGGGACAGCCAGGAGGGGCGCGGGGGGCCGCACACAGCCUGCUGCACCGCCCGGCGUCCCCUUGUAUCUCUGUGUACGUGAUGCUUGUGACAUAUAGCUGUUGAUGAAAUAAUUAAAAAAAAGGUCAAUGCGUACAGCAGAUGUAGAAAGUCUGUCAGGUCCGCUUUCAUCACAUUUUUUUUUCUUUUCUUUCUUUUUUUUUUUGUGCCCAGAAGAAUAUAAUAAAGCUCCUUUCUAAUGUACUUGUGCUGGAGAACACUUGAAUAAAUGGACUGUUUUUGUGCAAAAAGAAAAACGGAAAAAAAAAA
This is a messenger RNA of Peromyscus leucopus (white-footed mouse), 9121 nucleotides long. It is a transcript of the gene Dnmt3a, whose product is annotated as DNA methyltransferase 3 alpha. The transcript has 23 exons. Gene Ontology annotation, biological process: negative regulation of DNA-templated transcription. The record is from RefSeq and is a predicted model, not a curated record. Gene Ontology annotation, molecular function: DNA (cytosine-5-)-methyltransferase activity. Lineage: Eukaryota; Metazoa; Chordata; Mammalia; Rodentia; Cricetidae. Gene Ontology annotation, cellular component: cytoplasm; nucleus. Bases 397 to 3123 code for a protein of 908 amino acids.